Messenger RNA from Drosophila rhopaloa, 619 nucleotides. Its product is annotated as keratin, type II cytoskeletal 1. The transcript has a single exon. The record is from RefSeq and is a predicted model, not a curated record. The coding region runs from base 114 to 554 and encodes 146 amino acids. NCBI's taxonomy places the organism in Eukaryota, Metazoa, Arthropoda, Insecta, Diptera, Drosophilidae.
UUUUCUACUCGGGCGCCCAACAAUACGCCAAUUGGAUGUGCAAACAGUGGCCACUAAUUAAUUUGCAUAAAUAAGCAGCUGGGAGUGGGGUAGUCCAAACAGUUAACCUCAUCAUGUUGUGGCAAACGGUCUACCUGCUCGUCUUGGCGUGCGCCAUGGCCAGUACCACACCGAUCCUCUCCAGCAGCGAUCCGCUCCAGGAGAGUAUAAGAAAACCCCGGCACAUUGGAGGAUUUGGAGGUGGAGGAGUGGUUGGAGGUGGAAUCGUGGGCGGUGGAAUCAUUGGAGGAGGCGGAGGAGUAGCUGCCCCUCUAAUAGCAGCUCCCGCCAUUCAAACAGUUCCCGUUGUGUCCACCGUGCCCAUAAUCACCACUGUUCCCGUGGUGUCCAGCAUUCAAACGAUCCCUAGCUAUGGAUACGGAUAUGGAUACAAUGGAUAUGGAGGCGGCUAUCCGGCAGCUGGAGGAUUGGGUGGACUUGGUGGCAUCGGAGGUGGUAGCUUCGUCGGUGGCGCUGUGGGUUUCGCCAAAUUCAAAGGCGGUUUCUUCGGCUAGAUGUUUCCGAAUAAGUCUGAGUGGGUCUCUAGUGUAAACAAUGAAUAAACAAAAGUGCUGCGAGA